UCAACGUUUCAGUUGUAAUUGAGUAAGCAACAACGCCAAGUCACUUCGACGCGCCAAACUGGUGAAUGAACUUAAACAGCACUAGCAACACAAAAACAAAAGUUAACCAAUUUGUGAAUCAAAAUUGAAACACUUGAACUUGAAUUAACUCUUUGGACGCAUACGUCAUCGAUACAAGCUGGAUUGAUAGUGAAAUUGACAUGUUGUGCUAUGCUUUGAGUGGUUUACUGAGCUACGCAUUUGUCGGUUUCGCUGUUAUCAAUUUUCAACUAGUCGUCGCUGAUAGUAAUGUGGAACAAAAUGCAGAGAAACCGCAUAUUAUUUUUAUACUGGCCGAUGAUUUGGGUUUCGAUGACGUCAGCUUCCACGGCUCGAACGAAUUUCUGACGCCAAAUAUCGAUGCGCUUGCCUACCAUGGUAAGAUACUGGAACGCUUAUAUACGCCGGCAAUAUGUACGCCAUCACGUGGUGCACUUAUGACCGGACGUUAUCCGAUACACACAGGCACACAGCACUUUGUUAUAAGCAACGAGGAACCAUGGGGUUUGCCAACGAAUUUAACGCUUAUGCCAGAAAUUUUCCAAAAAGCUGGAUACUCCACCAAUCUGGUGGGUAAAUGGCAUUUGGGGUUUGCAAAACGUGAAUUCACGCCCACAUACAGAGGUUUCGACAAUCACUAUGGCUAUUGGGGUGGCUUUAUUGAUUACUAUCAGCGACGCAGCCAAAUGCCGCUACCGCACUACUCCAUGGGCUAUGACUUCUACCGCAAUUUGGAGCUUGAAUGCGCCGAUCGUGGUGUUUAUAUGACAGAUCUUCUCACCAGCGAAGCUGAGCGUAUAAUACUCGCGAAUAAUAAUACGAAGCCGCUUUUACUCUUGCUGAGUCACUUGGCAGUGCAUACUGGUAACGUUAAUGAGCCCUUACAGGCGCCAAAGGAAGAUAUUGAAAAAUUCAACUACAUCAAAGACCCGAAUAGACGCAAAUAUGCAGCAAUGGUCUCACGGCUGGAUCAGAGUGUUGGUCGUGUAAUAAGCGCACUUGAAGCAGCCAAUAUGCUUAAGAAUUCCAUAGUAAUAUUUCAAUCGGACAAUGGUGGACCUUCAGUUGGUCUAUUCGCAAACUCGGCGUCGAAUUGGCCUUUCAAAGGGCAAAAGAAUACCGCGUGGGAGGGUGGCGUACGCGUUGCUGGCGCCAUUUGGAGUCCACUAAUUGCGCAGCGUCGCGCACUCUUUCGUCCAACCAUGUAUAUAGGUGAUUGGCUACCAACUUUAGCCGCUGCCGCCAAUAUACCGCUUGAUCAAACUGCGUUGCAAUUGGAUGGUUUGAAUUUGUGGCCAGCAUUAAGCGCCGCAGCAAAUAAAGUAAACUCUGAAAAUUUCACCCGUGAAAUAGUGCAUUACCUUGACGAUGUGUGGCAUGUUGCGGCGUUACAGCAAGGCGAUUGGAAGUAUGUGAAUGGCACAACAGCUGCUGGACGUUUCAGUAAUGUGCUCACCUAUCGUGAACUAUACGAUACGGAUCCGCGUAGCGUCGAUUACUUUGCGGCAGUGAAGAACUCAAACACCUCGCAGAUUUUGCAAAGAUAUGAUGACAACGAAUUGCAGCGCGGACAUGUCAAUCAGCUGCGUAACGAAGCCACGGUAGAUUGUGGCAAUGGCGUACAACGUGGUUGCAAUCCGUUAUGGGAAGAAUGUCUCUACAAUGUGGCCGUUGAUCCAUGUGAACGUAAUAAUUUAGCUUCAUUAAACGAGUAUAAAAAAAUACUGAAACGCAUGCGUAGACGUGUGCAACAGUAUAGAGAUACCGCUAUGCCGUUGGCUAACCGCAGAGGUAGCUUUGAGUAUAGUCCUUCACGUCAUCGUUGCCUGUGGUCGAACUUUUUGGAAGAUUCACCCAGUGAAGAGUUUUUCGUUUGCGGUCUCUACGGCAUGCCCUGCGAAGCGGCUACUUCAGUCGAGGGCAUAAAGAUGGUACAUACUUUUGGUUUGGAACUCGGCUAUAAUCGCGUAAGCGGUCUCUACGCCAGUAAACAACAACAACAACAGUUUGAAUCUCUAAUCGAUACAAUUAAAUUGAUUAGCAACUCGGGUAUUAAAGUAACUAAUUCCUAUUUCAAAAUGCAUAAAAUUAUGUGGAAUUUCCGCCAAGCGUUGGCAAUUAUAUUGUUAUGCUUCAAUGUACUGACGUCAGCACAAAGUAAUGAUAAACCCAAUAUAGUAAUUAUAUUGGCUGACGAUCUGGGUGUGGACGAUGUCAGUUUCCGAGGUUCCAAUCAAUUUUUGACACCCAACAUCGAUGCUUUGGCUUAUAGUGGCGUUAUUCUGAAAAACCUCUACGCAGCACCUAUGUGCACGCCUUCGCGAUCGGCGCUACUAACCGGAAAAUAUCCAAUACAUACAGGCAUGCAACACUAUGUCAUACCGAACUAUCAACCCUGGGCUCUACCGCUAAAUGAAACGACAAUAGCACAGGUCUUCAAAGAACACGGCUACUACACGAGCAUAAUUGGCAAAUGGCAUCAAGGUUUUUCACGUAAAGCGUAUACGCCCACAAAACGAGGUUUCGAUCAUCACUACGGCUACUUGGGUGCCUACAUUGAUUACUACAAUCAUACGCUGGAUUCUACGGCACAAAAUCUAUCAAAUGGUCACGAUUUCCGUGACAACUUGGCUGUGUCGCGCGAUUGUAUCGGCACUUAUGUCACAGAUCUACUCACCGAUGCGGCGACCGAACUGAUAAGCAAACACGAUGCCACCGAAAAGCCAUUGUUUUUGUUUCUGGCAGAGCUGGCACCACAUGCUGGGAAUGAUGACACACCAUUACAGGCGCCACCAGAGGAAGUUGAGAAAUUUGCAUACAUUAAAGAUGUGAACAGGCGAACGUAUGCGGCUAUGGUUUCGAAGCUUGAUCAAAGUGUGGGUUCCGUAAUAGAUGCGCUCGCAAAUAAAGGCAUACUCAACAAUACCAUUCUACUAUUUUUAUCCGACAACGGUGGACCCACGGCAGGAUUGUUUGCCACUACCGCCUCCAAUUAUCCAUUCAGAGGUCAAAAGAACUCACCCUGGGAGGGGGCCAUACGCUCGUCGGGCGUGAUUUGGUCACCGCUGCUCGAAAAUUUAGGCACCGUUUGGAAACAACAGAUUUACAUUGGUGAUCUGCUACCCACCUUAGCCGCGGCGGCCAACAUACAACUCGACACACAGCAAAUGAACCUCGACGGUUUGAAUUUAUGGUCUGCACUCAAAUAUGGUUACGAUGCCGUGGAACGUGAGAUUGUGCACAAUAUCGAUGAUAUCUUCCAGUACGUCUCAUAUGGUAAAGGUAAAUGGAAAUUUAUCAAUGGCACCACAGAUGAUGGCAACUACGAUGGCUGGCUCAGUGUGCGUCAGAACGACAACAACGCGGAGAUGGACCCGCGUGCUGCCAAUUAUGAGGAGUCCAUUAUGAACACCACCGUGUGGCAGCAUUUAUCCGCGAUAAAUGCGAAAACGGCGCUUGCGGGUUCCGUCAACAUAACGAAAUUGCGUCAAGAUGCGGCAAUUAAUUGUAUGCUUGGCAAUGUAACGCAGCGCACAGCAUGUGAACCGCUGGUCGGGCCCUGUCUCUUCGAUAUCGAUGUGGAUCCGUGUGAAUACAAUAAUUUAUACGAAUCGAUGAGUGAUGGCAAGGUGGUGCAGGAGCUGCUUAAACGUGUUGCAUACUUUCGUGAGACUGCGCAUCCGCCGAAUAAUAAACCCGAAGAUCUGAAAAGUGACCCCCGACUGUACGAUGGCGAGUGGACGUGGUGGGAAGAUAUACAAGAUGGUGUGGACGAUGAUCACAACACCGAUGGUGGUGAUAGUGCCAUGAAUUUACGACUGAAUGGCUUGCUGUUGACUCUGUCGUUCGGCACUCUGUUUGUUAUUAAUCUUUUAAAGUAGUCCUGUAAGCUGUAAGCGUUAACGAGACAUGUAUAUAUAAACUAUAAAUCAAUUAUUAUUAACAUAUGUAAAUAAAAUAUUGUUGCAUUAUUCAA
This is a messenger RNA of Bactrocera neohumeralis, 4015 nucleotides long. RefSeq lists its product as uncharacterized. The transcript is spliced from 14 exons. The record is from RefSeq and is a predicted model, not a curated record. NCBI's taxonomy places the organism in Eukaryota, Metazoa, Arthropoda, Insecta, Diptera, Tephritidae. Bases 201 to 3920 code for a protein of 1239 amino acids.